Molecule: messenger RNA, 4864 nt
Organism: Pieris rapae (cabbage white)
Lineage: Eukaryota; Metazoa; Arthropoda; Insecta; Lepidoptera; Pieridae
Gene: not
Product: ubiquitin carboxyl-terminal hydrolase nonstop
Exons: 10
Coding region: 180-1643 (487 amino acids)
Biological process (GO): protein deubiquitination
Molecular function (GO): zinc ion binding; cysteine-type deubiquitinase activity
Source: RefSeq, a predicted model, not a curated record
AUUGGUGAGUUGAAUGGUGCGGGUCGGUCGUCUUUUUUGUUACAUUGCGUUUGUUUUGAUAAAAUAGAGAAUAAAGGAUGAUAAUGGUUUAACAUCAAGUUCACGAAUAGUAUUUGACCAGUGAAAAAUCGGUAAAAGACGCAGUUUGUCUUAAUCGGCUUUUUCGCAAGCAAAUCAAAAUGAAUGAUACAGGUUGCAUUCACUUAAACAACUUUAAGGCCGCUAAAGGCACCAAUCCAUAUAAAAUUAUCCAUGCAUUUUUUGUGUCGUGUACAUCCUUUGAAGCUAGAAGAUACAAGGCUACUUCAUGUCUUUGUUUUGCUUGUGGUCAACCUGGACCAAGAAUGCAUUCAUGUUUACACUGCAUAUAUUUUGCAUGUUAUGGUGGACAUAUUCAAGAGCAUUCCAAAACUAAAAAGCAUUUUCUUUAUGUUGACUUGAGCUAUGGAAAUAUUUAUUGUGCCCAAUGUCAAGACUACAUUUAUGAUCGAGAACUAACUGAUAUUGCAAUGUCACAUAGAUUGAAAGAAGCUAAGUCCUUGGGAAUGUGUGUACCAUUUACUCCUUGGAUCCCUAACAAUAAUGAAGCAAUGGCACUCCGACGAUUACGUAAAAGACGUAUGAUAGGCCCACAUACAACCAUUGGUCUACGAGGAUUACAAAAUCUAGGAUCCACAUGCUUCAUGAAUUGCAUUGUGCAAACAUUAAUUCACACGCCAUUGCUGAGGGAUUAUUUUCUGGGCGAGAAGCAUAAAUGCAAAGCGCAAAGUUCGGGGAAGUGCCUCGUGUGCGAGGUUUCAAAGCUGUUUCAGGAAUUUUACUCGGGUGCAAAAACACCGUUGACGCUACACCGUCUUCUUCACUUGAUAUGGACUCACGCACGCCAUCUUGCCGGCUACGAGCAACAGGACGCACACGAGUUCUUCAUAGCCACACUUGAUGUGCUUCAUAGACACUGCAUGAACGGAGUAGAGGAUAAUGGGGAGAAGAAAGAGAAUGGCCGCUGCAAUUGCAUAAUUGACCAGAUAUUCACCGGAGGAUUGCAGAGUGACGUUGUAUGCACUUCUUGUUCUGGAGUUUCUACCACUAUCGAUCCAUUCUGGGACAUCAGCCUGGAUGUUGCGGGGCCUGGCUCCCUCCAAGCCUGUUUGGAACGCUUCACCCGGGCUGAACACUUAGGCUCCGCGGCCAAAAUCAAAUGCUCGAAUUGUCGGGCAUACCGCGAAUCAACGAAACAAUUGACCCUAGAAACACUACCGAUCGUUGCCAGUUUCCAUCUGAAGCGAUUUGAGCAUUCCUCCCAAAUAGAUAGAAAAAUAUCGGCCUUCGUGUCGUUCCCCGCUGAGUUGGACAUGACGCCAUUUAUGUCGUCUCACCGCAGGGCUGUGGAUGCAGCCGAUAAUAACAAUGCACCCGAAGGGAUUUUCGAAGAUAAUAGAUACUCAUUGUUCGCCGUGGUGAACCACCUCGGUUCGUUGGACGCGGGGCACUACACCGCGUACGUGCGCCAGAUGAAAGGCAGCUGGUACAAAUGUGACGACCACAUGAUUACACGGGCCUCGCUGAGGGAAGUGCUGGAUAGCGAGGGAUACCUGCUCUUCUACCACAAGACCGUUUUGGAAUAUGAGUGUGACGUCUCCUAAAUUGUACCGUAUUAAUAAUGUGUGAUGCGCAAAUUUCGAUCAAUUAUUAAUUUAUUAUCAUGUUUUUGAAUUUGGAAUAUGUCAGCUGUUACCCUCAUUUUUAAUUUAUGACCAUGAUGUCUUUCAGUCGACAUCAGAGAACAAAGGUUUGCCAUUUUAUAAUUUGUUAAUUUCCAAUUAUAUUUAUUAAUAAUGAGUUAAUAUUUUACAAUGUGUCUGCAUAUUUUUAAUGUGUAAUUUAUUCAAGGUGGAAAGUUUAAGAAAUAUUGUAAUCCAUCUUUAAAUUUUCGCUUAGAGAAUAUUUACUAUAAUGGCUCUAUACAAGGAAAUAUUUUCAUAGCAACGGUUCAUUGACAUAAUUAAUAAUAUAGACAAUGUCAUAUAUAAUUACCAUUUUGACAAUGAGAAAGCACAGAUAAAACAAAGCUUUAAUCUGUGUAUGGCUAAAGUGGUGUCAACGAUUAUUUGUAUGGAAACUGAACUCUAUUAUCGUGAUAUUACGGUGUAGAAUGCAAUAGUUUAAGAAACGGAUUUUGAGCGUAGUACGAAAUUUUAAAAUAGCUGUAGCCCCAAGGACUUUUCUAUUCUCUUAAAAUAUUGUGUAAAGUUUCCUGCUUUUCAAUUGCUCAAUAUCCGUAACCGGUUUGUUUUAACGAAUUUGUUAGUUAAUAAGCUAUUGACUGAACGUUUCUCAACUAUAUUAGUUUUCUAUUCGCCCUAUUGGCUUGAAAUGUUGCCAGUGAUCUCUGUCUCUGAUUUAAAACAUGGCAAAAGGAUAGUUAAAUCUAAACCACGUAACUGAUCGCAAUUUUAAGGUGAUUUUAAAUGUUAACAAAUCAAGUGUUCGAGAGAUUUGGAAUACGGGCCAUGACAGUAAUAAGCUUCUACAACAAUGUCAGAACUUAAAGAGCGAGCAAUAGCCAGAACCACCUGAAGUACUGCCAACUUCAUUACUCUGUACUAAGCCGGUAUAUGGCUUUAUCUUAGUAUUUAAUACAUAUGUGACAGGAUAGGUGUGUAUUUUUUUCUAACCAUAGACGCCUCGUAAGCUCUUUCUUAAUUUUUUUGAGAUACAUAAUCAGUUGUUGCCGAUCUAUACCAUAGACGAUACAUAGACAAUUUGACUAAAACCUAAUUUGAUGAAAAAAAUUAGUUUCCACAUCAUUCAUCUAGUACUGCCGAUACGCGCAGACUUGACACUUACAUCUGUCAAAGUCAAUGUUGUGUUGCAAAUGACAUACAACACAGAUUUUUGUAAAAAAACGACACUCUUCGCACUAUUUUAGUUUCACAAAAUCGUGAAAAACAUGGGAACUCAAGUAUAAAUGUUGACAGUUUUCAUAUUACUAGUUCCAUUAAAAAAAAUAGCAAUUAAUGUCCUUAAAUGUUUAUAGAUAAUACGAAAAAUUAAAACUUUGAUAACUUAAUUACAUAUAACAUUUUGACGUGCUUUCGCUAGCUAUAUAUAUAUAUAUAUAUAUAUUUGAAUGGAUUUAGAACAAUGCUUAAUCUACCUCGCUGUUCAUCGUUUGCAUUACCAUAGCAUUCUAUUUUACCCACCAAAUCUUGAAUAAUCGAAUUACGUAAAAACAAAAUAUUUCAUUUAGAUAGGUAAGACAAAUUGAAUAAAAAACAAUCUUUAUGAUUGGGCUGUAUUAAACCAAUUGAUUUAUAUUCUUAAAAAAAUACCUUCGUUCCUGAAGAAAAAAAGGAAAAAACUAUAAAAUUCAUAUAUAUGCGGCCACACAACUUAAAAUUCAUAUAAUAAGUAUAUGACACGGUGGGAUUUUGUUUUAUCCAUUUCUAUUCCUUUUUCGAACAAGAUGACCGUAAGGAAGAAGAAAUUGGCUUAUUAUAAAAAAAAAUAUGUGGUUUUCAGCUUCAUAUUUCAUUAGAAUGUGUUCAUAAAUAAUUUUUGCGUUGUACAAUCGCUUUGUGUAGUUAAAACUUGACUGAACUGACAUUAGUUUGUGAUAUUUAAUAUUUAUGUGUAUGUAAUGAGUAGUCGUAACAAUUUCCUAAUAGACUAUAGGUAAGUUAACUGGCUUUUUGACAGAUCCGAAGGCAUUUGUUUUCAAAAUAUAACACAUUAAUUUAAAACCUUUACAAUAAAUAAAACUAAUUUUAUAUGUAAUUUAUGACCUUACCGCUAUACUGAAUAUAGUGAAUUGUGUAAAGUAUUAAAGUAAAUUCCAAAAGAUCUAUUGUUUAACAUUACUUGUAAAAACUUGAGGUUUUUGAUAAACUAUAAUUGGCCAGGGAUGCAUCUUCUGUCGGUUAACAUUUUUUCUCAUUCAAAGACAUUAAGUUCUAUCUCUUCAUGUAAUUAUUGAUUUAAAAUUGACGUUGGAUCUGCUACAGAUAUUAACAAUAUAUUAAAUUUAAAGAUUUGUAAACGAUAAUAUUACUAUUAAAUAUAUGUAAAAAUUGACUUAAAAUAGUUUGUUUUUGGUGAAACUUUUGUGUUUCUCUAUCAAAGGUUAGCCUUUAUAAGAUAAGUUUUAGAAGUUAAUAUGUACGCUAUUAUUGAAUUACUUGACUUGAUUUUAUUUCAUUUUUAAAUAGAGACAGACAGCUAUCGUAUUCUAUUUUAUACAGGAACGACAGUUGUACCGGUACAGAUACCGAUGUUCACGUUCGUUCAAAGAAGUUCUUACAGUAGCGCUGACAUCGCAGUCUUGAGAUGGCGCAUAGCAAAAAUUCAUUUGUUUCCGUCUCAUUUGUUUGAAUCGAGGUUGGUACCAUUAAUGAAAGUUACAGUUAGGGCCCUUGUACAAUAUUCUUAUUAUGUAUCAUAGUGUAGAAAAUUAUGUCAGCUGAGCAAAUUUGGGUGUAUGUUAUAAUUUUAGAUUCUCAGUCAUUUUCACAAUUCCCUAUUGUCACGAGUAUUAGAUUUUAAAUACCAACCCAAUGUCUAAUAGAUGUCGCCAGUAAUUUUAUUUGCAUUUACUAAGUUAGAUCCGAACCCUACUCAAAACCCUUAGAAUUAAUGUGUAUAAAUGUAAUCAAAUAAUUGUUAAAUUACUUGACCACUCUUUCCUGUAUUUAAUGUACGAAUGAAACCAAUAUAUUGAGGUUUUAUGACAUAUGAUAAUCUAUUCGUAAGUUAAAUGUAGGAAUUUGAUGUGUAUGUAAUCAAUUUUUCAAUACAGGUAUUACAGUAAAAUAUUCGAUUGUAUUAUUGUAAAAAUUGGUGUUAUAAUAAAAAUUAUUAUGAUUUA